UUCGUUUUGAACCAGUAGUUGUCUUUCGACAAAAUAGACUAGAAAUAAAAAUGGUUAGAUUUGAUGGAAUUUUAGAACUAUACCCUUAUUUCAUUUGUAAGAAGUAGAAAACGUUUGCUCAUUUGCUGGCACAUGUCACGGCUUAAAAUCAGAAAAUCACCUAUAUUUAAAUGGCACAGGAAAAAAUAUGUUAUACUUGAAAAUUACGAUAUCGCCCAUCUCUAGUUAAAAGAGUGAAUGGAACUUGGCUAUCCGAACUUACCUUCUAGAAUCCGAACUCACCUUGGGUGUCAAAUGUCAACUAGAAGUCAAAAGGUCAAAAGUCAAAACACUCAAAAGUCAAAACUAGUAAACAAACCAAACGGCAAACAACACGUAAUCUUUUUAACAUUAAUAUUAUUACUUGUUCUAAUAUUCCAAAGGCCAAAGUUCAUUUGGUACGAUUUUCAAGAUUUUUCGCUAUUCGAUAUGCUAGUUAUGUCUUUACAGAGAAUUAAUUCCUUAUUAACCUUUUCCUGUUUAAUCGGACUGGGUUUAUCUUUGUAUGCCUACACGGUAGAACUUCAACUUGAAAAAAAUGAGAAAUACGCUCCCAUGUGCGACAUUAGCCCACAAAUGAGCUGCAGCAAAGCUUUUAAGUCACAGUAUGGCAAAGGAUUUGGAAUUUUUGAAAAGCAUUCGCCACUUUACCAUCCAAAUAGCUUAUUUGGUCUUAUGUUUUACAGCAUGAUUGCCACUUUAGCCCAGUCUAACAGCAGAUUCACUACAUUGUUUUCCUUCAUUGGAAUAGGACUGUCCAACUUGAUGUCCCUUUAUUUCGCCUACAUAUUAUAUUUUAUAUUGUCCGAUUUAUGUCUAGUAUGUGUUGGAACAUACAUAGUCAAUGUAAUCAAUUUAAUAUUAAUUCAAUUUAAGAUAAAAACAAUAAGUACCAUAGAAGAGGCUAAAGAAUUAAAUAAAAAGAAAAAAUAGAUAUCUUAGGUUAUGAUUUAACAGAAUUUGGUAUUGAUAAUUAAAAUAUAUCUUUAUUAAUUUAAUAUUUGUUUAGCUAGAAAGACAAACAACUAUGUACCUAACUAUCAAGAAUAUUUUUCUUUAUUAGUAAUUAUUAGUUAGUGGUACUUCCAAAAUCGUAGAUUGGAAAUGUUAACCAUUAUUUCUUUAAGAAGAAAUUUAUAAAAGUAUACUAAAGGAAGGUUACUUAAAUUUCUCAACAUUUAUGUUCAAUUUUUUAAAUUAAUUAUAUUUCAAAGUUAUUCUGUAGUGAGAUGUUAAUUAUAUUUAAAAUAUGCACCUUGCAUUUAUAUAGAUUUCUUGUAAUUUAGUUACAAAAUAUUUGCUGAAAUUUCAAACCAUAUUGUUUUUAUACUGCUUUUUGUUUUAUGUUUAUCUUUGUUAUUUCACCUAUUCUUCAGUUCUUGUUUGUGACUGAUAUUCAUGAAUUAAAAAAGUGCCAAGAGUCUUGCCAAAGUUUUAUGUUCCAUAUAAACCUGUAUUCCACAGCUUAAUAUAGUUUAUUCAUGAUAAUUAUAUAAUAAUUCAAUCCCAAACUUAAAAGUUUUAGUUUUCUCCUAGGAGCAGAAAGUGAUAUUCAAAUGUCAGUUUCCUCCUGAGGCCGGGAACUAAUUCUGUAUAGGUACCUAUCAUAACAACAUAAGGCGAUAUAAAGAAAGUAUCACAAAUCGUUCCAAACUCUAGAACUGGGAGUGCUAUUUGUGUCAUUUCUCAUACAUUUGUUGAUGUAACUACUUUGAAAUAAUUCGUUACACUGGGUUAUGGGUUAUAUUUUGCGACUAAUUGGC
This is a messenger RNA of Psylliodes chrysocephalus, 1802 nucleotides long. Lineage: Eukaryota; Metazoa; Arthropoda; Insecta; Coleoptera; Chrysomelidae. The record is from the annotation of a GenBank genome assembly.